AUGUCGUUGUUGCCAACCUUCGUGUCAAUUGCUGUCCUACUGGUCGCUCUAAUCUUCGGUAUAUGCCUUACCUUCGAUAUGGAAGCUUCUCGAGGUUACUUGCCGAUUCUUGCGAGAGCUGUUCUUAAUAGCUGCCGACUAUGCAAUACUGUACAUGAGAGGGAUUACACCGAGGAUGAUAUUCCCGAUGAUUUAUCGGGUAAAGUGGUGCUCAUCACAGGGGCCUCGAGUGGUGUUGGUUAUGAGUCUGCCAGGAUACUUGCCUCUCGUGGUGCUAAAGUGGUUCUGGGUAUUCGAGGUGACCGAGAGAGGUUGGAUAAAAUAACCUCCUCUCUACUACUACUACCAGGUCUGGUCUUGGCCCCGGUGCCCUUGGACCUAUCCAAUUACGACACUAUCAGAACUUUUGUGCGUUCAAUUCCCUACGCUGGUAUUGACCAUUUCGAUAUCGUCAUGUUAAAUGCGGGCAAACGUCCAGAUACAUUCACCGCGAAUGCUGGUGGUGUAGAGUGGAUGAUGGCGACACAUCAUCUUGGUCAUGCUUAUCUCUUCGAGUUACUCAUGCCGAUGAUGUUAAAAGCACCCGGGCAGGUUCGAGUGGUCAUCACUGCUAGCGUGGCCCAUAUGUGGGCCUAUCCAGAAGGUAUCCGCUAUAAUGUAACGGCAGACAACUUCGUGUCGAGUUCCGCCUACGGCACUAGCAAGCUCGCCAAUAUUCUCUAUGGUCGUGAACUUGCGAAGCGGUUGGACAAGAGAUACUCGAACAAGUUCAUUGUGAACUCGAUCAACCCAGGUGCGGUUCAUACACAGUUCUCUUCAUCUGUCAAGAAGUUCCCUACCUGGGUUGGUUACAAUGCGACUCUCGGCGCAAUGCCUCUACUCAGAGCCGCCGUUGACGCCAAUGUUGUUACUGACGGAUACUAUGUUCCCGUUGGUCUGCGCGCAGAUUGGAAGCAAGAUACAGCUCAUUGGUGGACCUGUAACGAGACCAUGCAGAAGGAGCUUUGGGACUGGACACGCGAGAAACUAAGGAAAGCUCACAAAGCAGUGAGUGGUAGUCGGCCUGUUGAGGAGUCGCUCAUGCUCGAUACCUUGUGAAAUCGAGCUCAGUUUUUUUCGUAAAAUGAAUCACAAGUUAAUGUCAUGUGGAUUCGAGGGUAUUCAUGGUUUUCGAUGGGUUCUCGGGGGAAGGCAUUGUCAUUGUGGAAUACUUUGUUAUUUUCC
Perkinsus marinus ATCC 50983 is the source of this 1224-nucleotide messenger RNA. Its product is annotated as restnol dehydrogenase, putative. The record is from RefSeq and is a predicted model, not a curated record. The coding region runs from base 1 to 1098 and encodes 365 amino acids. The transcript is spliced from 2 exons. Lineage: Eukaryota; Perkinsozoa; Perkinsida; Perkinsidae.